Messenger RNA from Nezara viridula (southern green stink bug), 795 nucleotides. The record is from the annotation of a GenBank genome assembly. Lineage: Eukaryota; Metazoa; Arthropoda; Insecta; Hemiptera; Pentatomidae.
AUGCGGCGGUCUGCGUUCGUGCUGUUGGCGAUCUUCGCGAUCUGUCAGGCCCAAGGGGGCAGAAGGGAGCCGCAAGGAGGCAGAAGGGAGCCGCAAGGGAACAGAAGGGAGCCGCAAGCGGGCAAUAGGAAGCCAAAAGGGGACGUGCCGCCUCCCCCCAGGCACCACGGCUAUCACAAGAUGAUGACCCUCGCCAUGAACAACAUGAUGGAUGGUGUCCAUGAAGAAGAAGCAAACGUAAUAAAGGGAGCAAUGGAAGAGUUUCACGAAAACUCGUGCAUUAAAUUUGUUCCAUACAAAACUGGAGACUCCGACUGGAUUUCCAUUCAAGGAGAUUCUCCAGGUUGUUGGUCUUACGUCGGAAGAAGAGGAGGAGGUCAGGUUGUAAAUCUUGGAAGACGAUGCGUACAGCACGGAGUAGCUGCUCAUGAACUGUUACAUGCGCUCGGAUUCCAUCAUCAGCAGAGUGCAUCUGAUAGGGACAAAUACGUCACUAUUCACUGGAAGAACAUUCGAAGAGGGGCUGAAAGAAAUUUCAAGAGAUAUGGUCACGGAAGUAUAACAGAUUUAGGUGUUGGGUAUGACUAUGACAGUGUGAUGCACUAUAGCUCGCACGCUUUUACCAAAAAUGGUAAACCUACCAUUGUACCAAAAGAGGACGGCGCAUCAAUAGGUCAGAGGUUCAGAAUGAGUGAAAAAGACAUUGAAAAACUAAAAAAACUGUACAAUUGUGCCGAUAAUAAUAACUUUGAAACGCCUCGAUCAUUCGAUUUCUGGGGUUUCCAUUUCAGGUAG